AUGAAGACCAUUCUUGCUGCAUACUCUGGCGUCCUCAAAGGCACCGGCUGCAGCAUCCUCUCUGCGCUGCAGGACCUGUCGGUGGCUUUUUGGCCCUGCAGAUCCAAGAUGGAAAAACAUCUGCAGGUCAUCUCGGUGCUGCAGUGGGUCAUCAGCUUCAUGGCCAUGGGUGCUGCCUGCACUGUGCUACUGAUCUACAUGUUCUGCACUGACUGCUGGCUUAUUUCUGCCAUUUACACCGCCUGGCUCAUCGUUGACUGGAACACCCCGAAACAAGGUGGCCGGAGGUCCUCUUGGGUGAGGAACUGGACAGUGUGGACAUAUUUCCGAGACUACUUCCCAAUCAGGCUCAUUAAAACCCACAACCUGCUGCCCAGCCGGAACUACAUCUUCGGCUACCACCCGCAUGGCAUCUUCUGUUUCGGUGCUUUCUGCAACUUCGGUACCGAGGCUACGGGCUUCACCAAGAAAUUCCCGGGCAUCAAGCCCUCCCUGGCAACCCUGGCGGGAAACUUCCGCCUGCCCGUCCUUCGAGACUACCUGAUGUCUGGAGGUAUCUGUCCUGUGAACAAGAACUCCAUCGACUACCUGCUGUCACGCAACGGGACGGGAAAUGCUGUGGUCAUCGUUGUCGGAGGAGCGUCGGAGUCUCUGCAGUGCGCCCCGGGCAUGAACAUCGUCACCCUGAAGAACCGUAAAGGCUUUGUGAGGCUGGCCCUGCAGAAGGGGUCUGACCUGGUUCCAGUAUAUUCCUUUGGAGAGAAUGAUGCCUACAAGCAGGUGAUCUUCGAGGAGGGGACCUACUGGCGCUCCUUUCAAAGGAGGCUACAGAAGAUCUUAGGCUUUGCCCCGUGCCUCUUCCAUGGAUGUGGCCUAUUCUUCGGCAACUCCUGGGGAAUUGUACCUUAUGGCAAUCCCAUCACCACCAUAGUUGGAGAGCCAAUCACAGUGCCAAAGAUUGAGGAUCCAAGUGAUGAGAUGGUGGACCUGUACCACGCAAUGUACAUCAAGUCCCUGCAGUGCCUUUUUGACAAGUACAAGACCCGCUCCGGCCUGAAGGAGAGCGACGUCCUCUACAUCCAGUGA
Messenger RNA from Cyclopterus lumpus (lumpfish), 1086 nucleotides. It is a transcript of the gene dgat2, whose product is annotated as diacylglycerol O-acyltransferase 2. Gene Ontology annotation, biological process: triglyceride biosynthetic process. Bases 1 to 1086 code for a protein of 361 amino acids. Gene Ontology annotation, molecular function: diacylglycerol O-acyltransferase activity. Gene Ontology annotation, cellular component: endoplasmic reticulum membrane. NCBI's taxonomy places the organism in Eukaryota, Metazoa, Chordata, Actinopteri, Perciformes, Cyclopteridae. The record is from RefSeq and is a predicted model, not a curated record. The transcript has 8 exons.